Vollenhovia emeryi is the source of this 1416-nucleotide messenger RNA. RefSeq lists its product as uncharacterized. NCBI's taxonomy places the organism in Eukaryota, Metazoa, Arthropoda, Insecta, Hymenoptera, Formicidae. Bases 541 to 1089 code for a protein of 182 amino acids. The record is from RefSeq and is a predicted model, not a curated record. Gene Ontology annotation, cellular component: membrane. The transcript has 4 exons.
ACCCUCAGUCAGUUUAAAAGUGUCGCCGGUCGUGAUCUGUUCUCCUAAAAAUUGCUACCAAAAAGUUCAACGAUUAAGCAUUAAAGUGUAAACUUAUUUGAAUCUUCCAACACGUAUAAUAUAAUAUUAUCAAAACUUUAUUUGAACUUAAAGAUUUUGCAGCCUUGUAAUUAGCCUUUUCUUUGUUUAUUUGUAAUUUUGACAAAAUUCAAUGUAGAAAAAUUGUCUAUGUGCUUAGAUAGCGAAGACAGUUUAUUGUGUACUGGACCACAUUUUUUUUAAUUAUUGUAACAAGAAAGUUAUUUGAAGAAAUAUUAUUUUUGAGCGUAAGUGGAUAAUUGUGGUAAAUUAUCCCACUUAAUUAUCCCAGAGGAAGAGAAAAAAGGGAAAGAGGACGGGUAUUUAAAUACUAAGUGGGGACAUUACAAUAAAGAACGUCGGAGAAGUCAUAAACAGAGACAAUUUAACGAACAUUGCAGCUCAUUGUCAGUAUAUAGAAACUGGCACUAAGUUAAUUGCCAGCAACACGAAAUUAUAGUCAUGAACAAUAUGGGACCUGUAAUAAGGAUGUCAUCCUCUGGUACGCACGGCGCGGGCGGUGUUGGUUGCUGUUGUUUCAGAUGCUGCACGUGCAUACACGUCAAUUUCUUUAAAUCAUUGCCAGGAAUCGUGAAAAUUUGCGAAACAGUUAUCAGUGGAUUAAUUCAGAGUUUGCUUAUUAAUUAUGGUUUGAGGUAUAGUUCAUCUAUUGGCUCGGCUUUUGAAGGAUCAUUGACCACGGCAUCCGCCUGCUUCCUGACUUCCGCUCUGUUACUUGCUUGCUAUACAAUAUCGGAAAAAUCCUACAAGUUGAUUCGUUCGUCACUCUUUGAGAUGAUGUUCAAUGCUUUAGCCUGCUUCCUGUAUUUAAGUUCAGCAUCUUACUUGGCUUUUGCCACUAAAUUAUUUUUAAUGACCGAGUAUUACCUGAGACCCGGCUUUGACGUUUAUCCUGCCAUGACAGCCGCUUAUAUUUUAAGCGGCGUUGUGGGAGUAUUGCACGGUACAGAUGCUUAUUUAUCUUUUGUUCACUACAAAACCGGAAGGUGAAUGGUGAUAAUUAUGAAAAUCUUGGGAAUACCAGCUAUAUAAUUCUGCGACAAGACGUGGCAAUUAUAUGUAUGCCUACAUAUUACGACGUUAAACGAUUAUUCUGGAGCACGGAUUUUCGCGAAAUAGAAUUAAGUGUUAGAUGUGAGGCAUUAAUUUACCGAUUAAUGCCACUAUAAUAAUAUUGCGUAGUAUUAUUGAAAUAUUAACAUAUUAUAAAAUUAGUUGUAAUGUAAAUUAAAUAUUAAUUAUAAUAUAAGUUAUUCUAGAAAUAGUUACUAAUUAAUAGUGUUGUUAGAAUUAAUUAAAUGGUAUUAUUACAUUGCC